This is a messenger RNA of Mustela erminea (ermine), 3017 nucleotides long. RefSeq lists its product as uncharacterized. Lineage: Eukaryota; Metazoa; Chordata; Mammalia; Carnivora; Mustelidae. Bases 1 to 759 code for a protein of 252 amino acids. The transcript is spliced from 4 exons. The record is from RefSeq and is a predicted model, not a curated record.
AUGAUCGCGCCUCGGAUAAACCUCAUUGGCUAUGAUACUGCCAUUGCACGAAGCUGGUUCUUGUGUUUUAAAUGUGAAGCGGGACACCAAGUUCAUGAAAAACUGCGGGGCGGCCCUGCAGGGACCAGGCCGCUGUCUCCCGAAGGCGGGCUUCCCGGACUGACGGAGAGCCUGGGUCUCCAGCGGAAGCGCGGCGCGUCCUGGGGGUGUCCGAAGCCCCUGGUCUCUUCCCCAGACCUUUGUCACAAAGGGCAGUUCGCGGGGUCCGCGAGCCUGCAGGAGGCUGACCCGGCUGCGGAAACCGGCGCUGCCUCGCUCGGCCUGCACGGAAGGGAGGGCCCUCGGCCCUUUCAGCCCAGCCCGGCCGGCGGGACCCCUGGGGAGGACCUCUCUGUGCGAUUGAGUCGCGUCCCUUCGAGCGAGCGGGUGGCACCGCCACGUGUGCGGCCCAGCGGAGGCUCGCGCGCGCGGCGGUGCGGGAGAUCCCCGCGGAAGGCGUCCGCCGCCCAGCAGCACCCCGGUGCCUGCCGCUCGGCUCGCACCGGCCCAGACGCGGACAGAUGUUUACUGCCUCGAGCCCCGACCGCUGGGGAGACGGAGCGGCGGGCGCGGCGCACCGCGCGGCGCUGGCGGGGCUUGGGGCUCCCGGUCGGGGGUGCGAGCGAGCGGGGGCGGGUGGAGGGCGAGGGGGUGGAAAUAGGAGGGGGAGUGGGUGGACUAAUGAUGAAAAAGUCUCCUCCAUCCCGGCUCCUUAAUUAAAUGCAUGGAAAGAACCGCGCGAGCACAUCUGGUUUCAAUCUGCAGCCCUUUGAUGGCAUCAAAUGUUCUUUUCCCAGAUCGGGGCUGGGCGUUCUGGGCUAACUAUGGCCGUUUGGAGCCCAGAAACCAUUUACACACACUCGGACCCUUCUUUCUCUCCAGUCGAGCCUCUCGGCUAUAGGAGGGAGAAGAAGGGGGGAGAAAAAGUCUAGUAAUCAAGCCAGCGGGAAAGUAUGUGUGUGUGUUUGAAGAACAUAAAAUGCCACAAAUAAGCACUUAAUAUUUUACUUACUCGUCAUAUAGUAACUCAUUUCUAAUGAGACUAUUAAAGCUGUUACCAAAUUCCAACAGGUCAUGAAAAACUCCCUGAGCACCUCUCUGUUCCUUGUCAAGUUAGGGCUCGGCAGACGGGCGGCAGGGCAUUAUCCCUAGACGUGGGAGCUCCUCUCUCCCUCCCUGUCCCUCCUCCUACGGCCCCUCCCCCGCCCGCCCAGGCGCCCGGGUCGGACCCUGUGCUCAGGACCGUCGCCUGGCCACUCGCUCCAGGAAUGCCCCCGACUCCUGCGCAUCUGGGCAGCGCGACCCUCCCGACUCCGCGCUGUCGCCUGGGGAAGCGACCUUGGCCGCACGGAAGAGGUUACGAAAUUGGCCAGGGUGGGAGGAGGGAGCAAUUAAGCUCCGCUCCUCGAGUUCUUUCCUCCAGCGAAAUAAAUAUGUAAAUUUCCUGCUGCCCUGGCCGCGGGAUUCCGAGCGGCGCGAGAGACUCGAAUCGAUUCGGCACCUUCCAGCUCUCCCCGAACCGGCCUUGGGUUCGCGGAAGACGCGUGGGAGAGCCUCCCGUCCUUUGAUUACAUUAUUUCAUAGGCUGUCUCUGCGGAGCCCUACGGAGCCUUAAUUUGCUCGCGCUCGCCUUCGUGCGCUCUCAGACGCUCCCCCACCCCCCAAAACUGUUAGAACGACAGGAAACGCUAAAGAAAAAAAGGGCAGAGAGAAGAAAAUUUGAUUGAGAUAGUUGUGGAUUUUUUCCAACAAGUUUCCCCGCAGCUGUUAUCAAAACAUGCAAAUGAGUUUUUCCAACAGGAUCUUAAACAAAUCUGGAGGAGUUAAUGCCCAAGCAAAAUAGUCAGCCCGUUUGAAGUGACUGUGGGUUUCAGUUUGUCUUGUCUCCCCGCGAUACUACUGCAGGGAAUGAUAAUUAGACCUCUGCUUUAAAAGUCCAAGGGGCUCUCUCGCUCUCGCGCUCUCCUCCCCCCCUUUCGCUCCCUCCUCCCUCUCUGGCUCCCUCCCUCUCUCUUUCUCUCUGGCUCAGAUGUUGGCAAAGGGGGUUUUCUUAAUCAGACUGUUUUUUGGUCCGAAGGAAAGGAGGAAGAAGGAGAUUGUGAUGGAGAAAGGGGGUCUGUAAAACGUCAGGCACCGCACAAAGGCUUUGCCACGUAAUUACAGGCUCCUAUUAAGUCGAGAUCUGCCCUCCCAGGGGUCUCCAAUUUUCUUGUAUUCCCUACAAAGCCUCCUCUGCAUGCCAGUUUGUGCCUUUUGAAGUGCCAGAGAGCUUCUUGAUCCAACUGAGAAGGAAAAAGGAGCUCAGCGAGAAGAGGGGGAGAGCGAGCGGGAAGGGAAAGGGGGAAACCCACCGCCACCCUCCUUCGGACUCUUGAAGCCCUUUUUUUUUUCUUCUUACGAAAAGUAAAGUGAGAAUCCUGCUCUCCAAUACAUCUGCAAGACAUCACCCUCUCCUCCUGAAACUUUAGUCACUCCUGAGAAUCCACAGGAGUGCAGAGAGGGGGAACACGUUUUCUUGAAGAUGUUUUAAAGCUGGAACAAGCCUUCUUCUGUUGGUGCUUGAACUCUUGCCUGGGAAUAACUUUUUUAACCUUGAAAAAAAAACCCACUUUGAUUCUUCUCUCCCACCCCUUCGUCUCUCUUCUUCUGUUUGCCUAACUCCCCCGCCCUGCUGGCCUCCCCUUUCCUUUCUCCCCCUUAUUAUUAUUUUUAGUGUGUGCGUGUGGACGCGUUUGGAGAGCUAGAAGGAAUUUUUUUUUUCUCCUGACUUGAACAUAGGGUGACUUUUUAAUUUUAUUUUUUUGGUGUGGAUUAUCUCCUUGGACCGCGCCGGGCUUGGCCUCAGGAAAGCAACCGAGGCUGUCGAAGGCUGUUGGUGCAGAACGCUCGCUCUGCAGAAGGGGGUCCCCCGCCCUCUUUCCUUUUUUUUUUUUUUUUUUUUUGUCCUUAGCCUCCUUCUCUCUCUCUCUCUCUCUCUC